Molecule: messenger RNA, 4047 nt
Organism: Dioscorea cayenensis subsp. rotundata (Guinea yam)
Lineage: Eukaryota; Viridiplantae; Streptophyta; Magnoliopsida; Dioscoreales; Dioscoreaceae
Exons: 9
Coding region: 180-3719 (1179 amino acids)
Source: RefSeq, a predicted model, not a curated record
UCUUCCCUCCGAUCCCGCUCCUCCGUGUGCGAGAAGCCAAACCUCCCCGCGUGGCGUGGAUAGAGAUCGCAACCCCCGCGAGAGCGCACCGCUCUUCCCUCUCUCUUCGAUCCCAAAUCCAUCGUCUUCCAUCCCUCUCAUCCCCCCAAUUUCACGAAGCCGAGGCCUUCCUUGCUCUGAUGAAGGGCCGGUCUCAUCCCCUACCGACGGCGGACCCGCCUGAUGACUGGGGCGACGGUUCCUGGACCGUGGAUUGCUCCUGCGGCGUCACCUAUGAUGAUGGCGAGGAGAUGGUGAGCUGCGACGAGUGCGGCGUCUGGGUGCACACGCGUUGUUCCCGAUUCUCCAAGGGGGAUUCCUCUUUCGCCUGCCAUAAGUGCACUGCUCCAUCUUCUUCCUCUGCUCAUGCUAUUGGAGGCGAUGCCGAAGAGACGGAGGUCGCCCGCCUCCUUGCUGAGCUCCCCACCAAGGCUGGUUACUCCUGCUUUCCGAAUCCUUCUCCUCCGCGGCGCCCCGUCCGCCUCUGGGCGGAAACCCCCCUCGAAGAUCGGGUCCAUGUGCAAGGGGUUCCCGGUGGGGAUCCGGCUCUCUUUCGCGGUCUCUCGUCUGUUUUCACCUCCGAGUUGUGGAAGUGCACCGGGUAUGUGCCUAAGAAGUUUAAUUUCCAGUAUAAGGAGUUUCCUUGCUGGGAUGAAAAGGAGGGGGACGAGGAGGAAGAGGAUGAGAAUCCUGCGAACCGUGGUGCUGGCGUACUGUUCUCGUUGUCGAAGGAGAUUCUUCCUCGCGUACCCAGCGCGAGAAAUUUCGAUUGGAGGUCAUCAGAAGGAGUGAGGAAGCGUGAGGGUGUUAGGCCUUUGGGCGGCGGCAGCCGCUCCCAGAGCAGUGGUAAGAAGGAAAGAAAUAACCGGUUUCGGGUAGUUGGAGGCCAUUCUGGCAAGCGAAAGAAGGAGGACCAGGGUGAAGGAAAGGACCGGAGCUCGAAGAAAAAGGCCAGGAGCAUAGCUUAUAAGGCCAUGGAGGCUAACAACAAGAGAGGUUCAGUUGGUCGUGUCAACAAAUCUGACAUGUUUGAGGACGGCAGUCUUCAGGUUGCAGAGUCUAAUCUUGAAGAUCAGAAGAUGGUGGAUACAAAGAAAGGCCUUUCAGAAUUAAAUUCCGGUGAUCACCUGGUAGAGGAGGAUAAAGUCAGCACAAAAUCUGGUAACACUAUAGUUGUUAACGCCCAAAGGGGAAGUUUUUCUGAUCAAGGAUUGAAGCAGAAUAACUCGGAAGCACCUGUAAAGGUUGGAAGAGCUGAACAGUUGGAUAUUGUAAAAACCGAGAAUGCUACUGAUGAUGAUGCUUUCAUUGCAGCUGGAGGUCAGGGAAAUGAGCCUGUCAAGGUUUUGGUUAAAGAAGAGGAUGUCAGCAAUGUUGUACAUGGCUUAAAACAACCAAAUGAUGGGGAUCAUCAUGAAGGUGUUGUGACAGGCUCUGAGAACUCAAACCAUGUUGAUACUAUUCCACAGAACACUCAUCUGGGAAUAAUCGAUUCUACAAGGCCUCCAGAUGCAAAUGGUACAAUUUUACUCAGUUCUAAAAUGUAUGAAAUUGAAGUGAAAAGUGAAUUCGGUGGUGAGCAAAUCACAGAAAAUGCAGAAUUUCAAUCACAUCCUACAACAAAUGGCAUAUUGGCUGAUGCGCAUCAGGUGCCGUGGAAGCCACACAGUUCCAUGUGCUGCUCAACUGAGAAUCCUCAGCAGCAUGAACCCAUUAGCUGUUUGCAACCUGAUGAACACAGAUCACAUGGAGAGGUAGUGGAUGAAUCAGCAGGGUUAGUGGUAGCCCCUGAAGGUUCCACUGGAGGGAAGCUUGACUCAGUAAAUGCCCUAGAGUCCCUGAAAUCAGGAGACCCAGACAUCAGUCAUUCUACUUGCGAUGCUUGUGAAUUGGAUAACGGUGGCAGGAUAGUUUCACCAAUACAGGGUACCUCAAGAGGUGACUCAGCAGGACCCACUAGUUCUUUAGAAGAAAAACAUGACUCCAUUGCUUAUGAUUCCCCCAAAUCAGCAGGGCCAUACACUGGUCAACCGGCUAGCAGUGGUCAUAAAGGUCUGGGAAAAAUUCCUUCAUCUGCACUAGUCAGCUCUAGAUCAGUUUUGGGAAAGCCUGAUUCGGGAAAGUCUGAGUCACCAGGUAUUGCAGCAUCCUUGACAACUAUGAAGGCUGUUCACUCAUCCAAACCACAUCGAGUGAAGGUAAACACAUCUUCUGUGGGCAAGAAAGAAGAUGUGACUAUUGGAGUAUCACCAGAAGAAAGUACACAAGUGAUUUCAAAGCAUCCAACAAAGGACAAUUCUAGAGUUUCCACAUAUUCUGAAUCCAUAUUAUCACAGCCAAGCAAAAUCUCUUACGCUUCUGCUUCUAAGCAUGAUUUAUCAGAUCCAAAAGAAAAGCAUGCAGGUUCAUCUUCUAGAGCUUCCAUCAGAGAGAAUAUGGGAAUAUUGAGUGAGGUGAAUACUCAAGGUGCAUCUUCGGUUCAAAUCAAAGUGAAAUCUUCAACAUGCCAAAAAAAUGAAAAGAACAAUCAACCGUUUUCUCAACCAUCAUCAAAGAUUUUCAAUAAUUCAAUUGGUAUGCGGCUGCCAACCUCAGUUAAUACUCUAAAUGCAGGACUGAGUGAUGAAGAGCUAGCACUAUUGCUACAUCAACAACUAAACAGCUCUCCUAGAGUUCCUAGGGUGCCCCGAGUGCGUCAAGCAACUGGUAUGCAGUUGACCUCUCCAACUGGCACAAGUAUGCUAUCAAAGCGGUCUUCCUUCUCUGGAGGAAAAGAUCAUGUUGUGGUUCCUAGAAGGAAGAACAAGGAAGAUCCAUCCAGAGAUGGUUCUCGCAAUUCUCGGGAGUUAAGUGGUGACACCAAAAGGCUGGGCAGGUACCCACUGUCUCCUGAUAAAAAACAUCUGGACUCUUCCCUUAUGACAGUUGGCUCUUUCAAGAAUGAUGCAUGGAGUAGGUCUCCUGAUAGUGCUACAUCUGGGAGGAAGAAUACUCCCAUUGCUUCCACUGCAGGGUCAAACAGUACCCAUUCUUCAUCCUUAGAUGUAAAUGGACAAAAUGUUUUAGCCACAAGAAGUUUGACCAAGGAUAUUUCUGAUGACGAUGGUGUUUCUGCUCGCACUCUGCCAGGUUUGGUUGAUGAGAUUAUGAAGAAGGGUAGGUGCACAUCAUAUGAAGAGCUAUGUGAUGCUGUUCAUCCGCAUUGGCAUAGCUUGAGGAAGCCAAAUGGCGAACGAUAUGCAUAUUCAAGCCAUUCACAAGCUGUCUUGGACUGUCUGAGGAACAGGAAUGAAUGGUCACAUCUCAUUGAUCGGGGUCCCAAGACAAAUUCAAGUAAGAAAAGGAGAAAGAUUGAUUCUGACACAUCAUACAUAGAAUCUGAGAGCGAAGAUGCCAAAAACAAGGACACGAAAGAGGAAGACGACAAGAAUGGAGAUUCACAUCGAGAAGAUUUCCCAAAGGGCAAGAGGAAAGCCCGGAAACGCAGACACCUGGAACUACACAGUCGAAGUUCAAAAGACAGGAAGAGGCACAAGCAAGAUUUGACGGUUAAUGAUCCGGCAGCACAUUCCCAUUCAAGCAACGAAGACGAUGACAGUGAUGAGGAUGAAAGCCAAGAAGCCAGAUUCCAUGCUGUAGGAACUGAGGUCUCUGCAUCCUCCUCUGAUGAAACCGACUAAUGCUUGUACAAUAUGUGGCGAAUAACAGUAGUAGUUUCAGUCUGAUUGUGACCUUUCUCCAGGUCCAUUAAAGCAUAACCAAUGAGUGAAGAUCUGUCUAAGCCCUCUGCAGUCCCAGGAAUCCCAAGAAAUUUCAGGUCAGGCUAAUGCUAUAGAUGUUAAUCCACACCAAGUCAAAUGCUCAAGCACCGUUACAACACCAGCGUUUGUUACAAAGGGAAUCAAACAUACCAAUGAUGUGGGUUGACUACAUUGUAUAUAUUUUGUAGCCCAGAAUCAACUGUUUGAAAACCUUCAUCUUGUUGUGCCAUCCAUUUCUUCUGUAAAA